AUGGCCGACGACAGCUACCGAAAAGAGUAUCCCCAGCAGAGCCGUCCAGACGACAGUCACUCUCGACCCCAGCCCCAUUAUCCUCCACCGCCGGAUACCGCCCAGCGGUCCUCCGACGUUCCUCCAGCCAGUAUGGCUACGUCUGUCACUUUGCCCUCCAUUCACGAUUCCCGUGGCUACGGCCCGCCCCCAGCUGCUCCGGGACGGGGCUACCCUACCGACCCGCGAUAUGCAUCUCCCAGUGCUGUCAACGGUUACCCGCCCCCUGGCCAGCAGCCUCCACCAGGACAACCCCAACAGUAUCUUCCGCCUCUGCAGCCGCAGUCUGACCCCAGAUCAGCCUAUCCUCCUCCGCCAGAUCAGCGUGGUUACUAUGACGAUCGCCGCCCUCCAUACGGCCAAGAACCGUAUGGCCAAGAUCCCUACUAUGCGUACUAUCGCGGGCAACCUCCCCCUCCAGGGCCUCCACCAAACGGCUACCGUCAUCCUAAUGGUGUAUAUGAGUACCCCCCAGUUGGACCUGGCGGCGCGCCUCCUUUGACCCAGGCAGCCCCUCGACAACGGACAUCAAUUGCUUGUCGGUAUUGUCGGAAGAGAAAGAUACGAUGCAGUGGUUACCAAAGUGCUCCCGGCGGCAAGUGCCAGAAUUGUGCUCGUAUGAACCAAGAAUGUAUCUUUCAGCCGGUCUCUUCGUCGAGUUCCACAGCUUUUAUCCCCGUAUCAGCAGUCCCAGGAGGUGUUCCCCCAGGCACACAACUGUUUGGUGCUUAUGGACAACCGUUGGCACCAGGCACUGUACCACCUCCGCCACAUGCUGGUUACCCUCAUCCUAAUGCCCCUCCACCUCCAGGUGCUUACUACGCUCCUGUACAGUCGCCGACUGAAUCCUUCUCGUCUUACGGAGAUGCGAGAACCGACGAUGGCAGCCAGCUUGCGGGCAGACGUCGCCGCAGGACUUCAGAAGAACAAGAUGACGCCUACAGACUGCCACCUCCUCGAAGCGCAAUAGACGAAGACCCACGAAGAAGGUCUCCCGCCGAGUUUUCGAACCAUAGCAGCCCAGGCGGUGUUGGAUACCCGCAGUAUCAGGGCGCAAGACAGAGUCCACGCAAUCCGACAAGCGGGACCCUACCUCAGGCUGCGGCGAGCGGUAGUUAUGCAACUUCUGCACCCGGCGGCCGAUCUCCGACUGGCCAAAAUGGGUCAAGUGGUGCGUCAACCCCCGCCAGACAGGGACAGCAGUCUCAGGGAGGAAAUUCGUCGAUCAUGAGUCUGAGCAACUUGGUAGACAAGAGCGACAUCGAUAAGACCAUGAUUGACAGGCUUAACCGACCUGCACCUGGUCAACCAGGCGGACGUCGUGAUGUUAGUCGUUAA
Molecule: messenger RNA, 1377 nt
Organism: Fusarium sp. VM40
Lineage: Eukaryota; Fungi; Ascomycota; Sordariomycetes; Hypocreales; Nectriaceae
Source: the annotation of a GenBank genome assembly